Molecule: messenger RNA, 1794 nt
Organism: Schizosaccharomyces osmophilus
Lineage: Eukaryota; Fungi; Ascomycota; Schizosaccharomycetes; Schizosaccharomycetales; Schizosaccharomycetaceae
Gene: cut11
Product: spindle pole body docking protein Cut11
Exons: 2
Coding region: 1-1794 (597 amino acids)
Biological process (GO): spindle pole body localization; nuclear pore organization
Cellular component (GO): spindle pole body; nuclear pore transmembrane ring
Molecular function (GO): spindle pole body-nuclear membrane anchor activity
Source: RefSeq, a predicted model, not a curated record
AUGGUCGCUUUAAGGACCAGUUUUCUCAAUGGAUCGAAAAUUAAAGCGGUGCGGUAUCAUACGAUUUUACGGCCUAUACUUCAGCAGCGCUUUUUACGCGCUUCUUUGGCAUUGUAUUGUUUGUGCUGUGUAACAUCAUAUUGGCUCGCGUCUGGCUCCAUUUUUUCCCUGAAACUGAUUCUUGGAAGUUUCUUAAAGGGCAUGCUAUGUUUUCUAUUUGUGUUUCCAUACUUUGUCAUGCUAAAAAGCAGAAUGACUACCACCAGAGACGUUCAUAGCUCAUUGGCAAAAGAAAUUAUGAUAAAAUUCUCGCCAAAGUCAUUUUUUCCUGUGUAUAUUUCGUUUCUCGUUUCCGUGGGCAUACUCGCGCUUGCAUAUGUCCAAGGUCACUCUUCUUCUUCUCGUUUACAGUGGGUAACGACCGCGCGAACAUACGAACUACCAAGACUCAAUGAACGAUUCGUUUACAUGAUGUUUGUAGCUACAACGAUGGCAUUCUCCUCUGCUUGUGAGCAUCUCUACUUUGACCGCGAUACACCCGAGCAGCCGGUCCUUCAAAUACCAUUUAUAGUUUACGUUAAAGAGAGAAUUCCUUCAAUCUUCCGAUAUUCCAUUAUCAAGUCUUUAGUAUGCGGCUUUGCUUCCCCUAUUAUUUAUGCGAUCUUUCGACCUUCUAUUUGGAGAAUCGUUUUACUUUUUACUAAAUGCUUUCAUAGACUCGCGGCUUCUAAAGCACUUGCCCGUUGGCCGGUAAAUUUUGGUCUAUUGUUUCACAGCUUGUGGAUGACCUUUCUUAUAAAUAUUUCAUUAAACAUGGCUCUUUUGAUUUUCCGCGUCUUUUUAUAUGCUGGACCCGUUGUUCGUUCUCGCUUUAUCAGUAUGCGCUCCAAUGAUCCUAACGGGACCUUGUUGGAUGGAAUCAAAACGAAAAAUAAACCUUUGACUCAAUGUAUCGCUUCACAGGAGUUGUUUCUCAUUUGCUCCAAAGAUCCAAAGCGAAUUCAAGGCAUCCUUCAAGAUAUUGAUAGGAAGACCAGCGUAUGGCAAGAAAUUUUGAAUAAUACGUUAGUGUUGUGUGAAAAUCUCUCUACUUCUCUGCAACUGUCUUCCGCUGGUAGAAAAUCUAGUGCUGUUGAGAGUGCCCAAUCAAGCUCAAAAUUGGGAAGCAAUUCUACAGACGAAUCAUUUAAUGCGAUUCCAUUAAAAGAAGCAAAUAUCUUUGCAAGGGGUGCAUCUCAUCGUUCCCGAAUUUUAGAAAAGGUAAAAGAGCACGGAAACUUCAGCUCACCUGAUGCCUCGCAAAAUUCCUUCCUUGAGUCGUUAAUACCGGCUUCCCUUCGUAAAAAAUUUUCUCAAUAUCUUUCCGUUGUUUACAAAACUUCCUUAUUUAAUAUAUUCCGCAAGACGCUGGACAGGAAAAAUGCUGAUGUUUUAAAAAACCCAUGGUUGCUUGAAGUGCAUAUCACCAGUUUGUCGCUACUUGUUUUAAAGUCUUUACAGUAUGACACUUACGGUGUGGUUGCCCGUGAUAUCUCCGAUAUUCUAACUGUUUACUGUGAUACCUACGAUAAACUGAUUGCUUAUAAGCGUAACCCUCCUAUUCACAGCUCUGAUGUGUUUGCAUCCGAACGAACUCAUGAUUUUGACGAUAUGGAUCGAAUUAUUUCAUGCUUGAAAGAUGGUAUUGUUGAAAUUACCGAAAAAUUCCAAGAUUUUUUCUUACAGUUAAACAUUCCAACAAAGGUAGAACGCCGUUGCUGGGUAUUGUAUCGAGGACGAAAUUCAGCUACCUGA